CAAAAUCGUUUUCUUUCGUAAUCUGAUUUGGAAAGCUGAAACAAACGCUCUUAAUUUCAUGAAAAUGGCUUCACGCAAGUCUGCGGAAGGAACCAGUCGACGCGGGUUCUGAUUUGGGUUUUCUUCGCCCUUCUCCUCCCGUCCUAAUAAUCCAGGAAGAGGAUUAUUUGGAUUCGUCUCCGGGUAGAAGAAUCAGACCUAUUCAUUAAGCUCCCUCUGUUUUUGCUCGAAGGCCUCAGGAUUUAAAGGGGUCGAUGGGGGUGAAUCAAUCCAAGGAAGAACUGCUCUACCAGCAGGUUAAUUUUGGGAACAUCGAGGGCGUCAAGGCUCUUCACCGCGAAGGAGCAAGACUGGAGUUUAUUGAUAAGGAAGGGAAGACCCCAUUGAUUCUUGCUUGCAUGCGAUCCGAUCUUCUCCCUGUUGCGAAAGCUCUAAUUGAAAUGGGUGCGAAUGUGAACGCUUAUCGACCUGGAAGGCAUGCGGGAACUCCUUUGCAUCAUGCUGCGAAAAGAGGCCUUGAGAGCACUGUCAUUCUACUUCUUUCUCAUGGAGCAAAUCCUUUAGUGAUGAAUGAUGAUUGUGAAACCCCUCUUGAAUUAGCCAGAACAAAAGGGCAUACCAAUGUUGUUCGUGCUAUUGAGAAUCGUAUCUGUUUAUUUGCGGGUUGGCUUAGGGAGAUUAAUGGCCCAAGCAUUUUUGAAGCAUUUGUACCACAAUGGGUAUCAAAGAAAAUUUGGGCUGUUGUUUUACCUUGCGAUUCUCGUAAUCCUACAAAUCCUAAGAAGUUUGAGCUGGCUAUAUAUCCCGUUCCGCAGGUUUCGCAACCUCGGACUAUAAUAGCGCUUUGGAAAGCUCAGAUAGAGGAGCCAAAAUUUAAUCAUCCAGAUCCUGCAUUGAUUAUUGCAGACACUGCUAAAAAAACUAGGAGUAAGUUUCUAUCUGCUCUAGAAGGUGACAAGCGGCAGAUUCAGUGGUUUUACAAUGCUUGCAGAGGCAUAUAUCAGCAUACCAAUAUUGUUCCAGCACCACCACCAGCUGCUCCACCGUUCUCGACAACUAGCACACCGAACCCCGAAGAUGUCGAACUGGCCAUGGCCAUCAAUGCUUCCAUCCAAACCGCUUUAGUAGAGGGUGUCUCGCUUCCUCACUCCCAACAAAAUUUGAUCAAUGCUGCAAAUGAGUGGGGAAGCUCCUCCACAAACCCUACUCAUAACGGUUGGGGUCCGUCGGUCCAACCGAGCAUAAAUGUUGGCGCGAGCGGAUCGUCCAAUCAGCCAACUCAUAACGAAAAUACUCCCACUAAAGUCAGACCAAACAGCCCUCCACAGCUCCACACAGCCCAACCUGAAAGCCUGACCUUAACAGCUCCUUCGGCUCCGCCGAUCUCCGACGAAGCUUUUUAUGGCAGUCCCAUUCAAUAUCCGUCGAUAGAUUCCAGCCCAGUUGAUUUUAGUGUCCCGCCGAUCAAACGGAGUGCGUUAAGCAGUACUGAAACUAAGGAAGACAGCGGAAACAGUGCUUCGUCUUCCACAUGUGUGAUCUGCCUAGAUAAACCAGUCGAAGGUGCUUGCAUUCCUUGCGGUCACAUGGCCGGAUGCAUGUCGUGUUUGAAGGAGAUAAAGGAGAAGAGAGGGGAGUGCCCGGUUUGCCGCGCGAAAAUCGCUCAGGUUGUGAGGCUAUAUGCUGUUUGAUUUGAUGCUUUGGGGUGCAUACCAACCCAUUCCUAUGUAUUUAUAUAUUUAACUCCUAAAUUUUACUCUUUUAAAUUGUGGAAUGCACCUUCUC
Messenger RNA from Phalaenopsis equestris, 1785 nucleotides. Its product is annotated as probable E3 ubiquitin-protein ligase XBOS34. Gene Ontology annotation, molecular function: protein binding. The coding region runs from base 255 to 1691 and encodes 478 amino acids. Lineage: Eukaryota; Viridiplantae; Streptophyta; Magnoliopsida; Asparagales; Orchidaceae. The transcript has 10 exons. The record is from RefSeq and is a predicted model, not a curated record.